Meira miltonrushii is the source of this 1998-nucleotide messenger RNA. RefSeq names its product putative DEAD-box ATP-dependent RNA helicase 35. The transcript has a single exon. Bases 6 to 1946 code for a protein of 646 amino acids. The record is from RefSeq and is a predicted model, not a curated record. Gene Ontology annotation, cellular component: spliceosomal complex. Gene Ontology annotation, molecular function: RNA helicase activity; ATP binding; RNA binding. Gene Ontology annotation, biological process: mRNA splicing, via spliceosome. NCBI's taxonomy places the organism in Eukaryota, Fungi, Basidiomycota, Exobasidiomycetes, Exobasidiales, Brachybasidiaceae.
CAAAAAUGCCGGAAAGAUCAUCUUCUGUGAUGGAGAGUGAUGAGUCACGCAAUCAUGCAUCAACAUCAUACACAUCAAAAAGACGAAAAAGGGAAGAGGAAGAUGAAUCUUUGUUGGAAAUGGAAGAUGAUGAUCAAUACGAACAAUCACGAUAUAUUCCCUUAAAGCAACGUAAAGCAGCAGAGGCUAAAAGGAUAGCCAAUCUACGCUUGAAAGGGAUGAGAGAAGGGGAUAGUGAGAAUAACAUUUCAGCAAACGACAGAGGUGGCGAAAGAAGAGCAGAAGAGGAUAAUUCUCAUCGGCAAGCAUCAGAGGAUGAAGACGAGACCGGUGCUAGUACUGUGCAAAGAAGUAAGCAAAUCUUACUGAAACAGGCCAGAGAGCUUAGACAACAACAAGAGAAAGAAGGCAAGACAGAAAAAGAAAAACAGGCCGAAGAGGAAAGGAAGAUUCUAGAAGCGCAUGCUGCAAGAAGGAAGUUGGCAAGUGAUAUGGAACUGGCAAAAGGAAUCAGCUAUACAGAACCGAUCAAAACAUCUUGGCGUGCACCUCAUUUUAUUCGAAAGCGAACAGAAGAAGAAAGUGUUGCAUUACGUGAAAAGUAUCACAUUCUAGCAGAUGGGAAAGAUGUUCCUCCUUUAAUCGAAAACUUUCGUGAUAUGAAAAUACCACCAUGCAUCAUCGAAUAUCUUCUCUCUAAAGGGAUCAAAACGCCUACUCAAAUUCAGAUGCAAGGCUUACCGACAGCAUUUUCAGGUCGAGAUAUGAUCGGGAUCGCAUUCACGGGAAGUGGAAAGACGUUGGCUUUCAGUCUUCCGAUCUUGAUGUUUGCAGUGGAAGAGGAAAAGAAAUUGCCAUACAUUCGAGGUGAAGGCCCAUUAGGCAUGAUCAUUUGUCCAAGUCGAGAGCUGGCACGACAAACUUAUGAGAAUUUGCAAGCAAUGGCAGAAGUAUUGGAACAUGAUGGAUUUCCCAGAGUAGGCGUCUUACUCUGCAUCGGAGGGAUCAGCAUGGCAGAACAGUAUCAUACGCUCAGUAAAGGAUUUCACAUUGUUGUUGCAACUCCAGGAAGGUUACAAGACAUGCUUGACAAGAAGAAGUUCUCGCUGGAUUGUUGCAGAUAUUUGUGCUUAGAUGAAGCGGAUCGAAUGAUCGAUAUGGGUUUUGAAGAUGAUGUACGAACGAUUAUGGGCUUCUUCAAACAACAAAGGCAAACGUUGCUCUAUUCGGCCACAAUGCCACAAAAGAUUCGCACGUUUGCCGAAGAAUCAUUGAUUGCACCAAUCGUUGUCAACGUAGGAAGAGCAGGUGCGGCUAAUCUUUCGAUCAUUCAAUCGGUCGAAUACGUUAAGCAAGAAGCAAAAUUGAUGUAUUUAUUGGAAGUGCUACAAAAGACUGCUCCUCCCGUAAUUGUCUUUUCGGAUAAUAAGAAUGAAGUAGAUGAUAUUCAAGAAUUCUUAUUACGAAAAGGAGUUGAAGCGGUUGCUAUUCAUGGAUCAAAGACUCAAGAUGAACGUGAAUAUGCAAUCAAGAGUUUCAAGAAUGGCAAAAAGGAUGUAAUGGUUGCUAAUUCAGUCGCAUCGAAAGGAUUAGAUUUCCCUGACAUUCAACAUGUGAUCAAUUUCAGCAUGCCAAAAGAUAUUGAAGAAUACGUUCAUCAAAUCGGACGAACAGGUCGUGGUGGAAAGACAGGUUUAGCGACUACGUUUGUUAAUUCUUCAGCAGAAGAAGCUUCCUUGUUAGAUCUUAAAUACCUUCUCAUCGAGGCUAAACAGCAUGUUCCACCUUUCUUGUUGGCCAUUCAAGAUACCCAAGGAGGCGGUUCAGGUUGUCAAUUCUGUGGUGGUUUGGGUCAUAGUAUUGCCAAUUGUCCAAAACUGGACAGACAACAAACACGUCAACGAGCCGGUUUCUCCGGAGGGGAUGGCGGAGGUGGUGGUUACUAGAAAGUGUAUACUAUUCAAUUGUAUUUGUAGCUCUAUUUCAACAAGAUGUGAU